AUGGAUGUAUCUAAGACCGUUGCUGAGCAGCCAGGUCAAGCUUCAAUAAUCUACGGGAAGCAAGACAUUACAUUGUUCUCUGUCGUGGUCCAGAUCCUGCUCAACUUUGGGGCUAGAACAGACGUCUGCAGAGACAACAUCUACACCCCGUUUUAUACGGCGGUCGGCCAUGGAAACAAAGAAGUCGUUCACAUUCUCGCCACCAGAGAUCCAUCAUUGAUUGAAGCAAAACAACCGAUGAGACCAAUCUAUCUCGCCUCCAUUCUCGCGGCAUGGAGUGGCGUGGAGGUCUUAUUAGAACAUGGGGCGUGUCCCAACGGAGGGUUACAGAGUGGCCAGACUGAGGGCGAGUGGGCGCCACUGGUCGCGGCUGUGGAGUCCGGUUACACCAAGUCCGUCCGGUUACUGCUGGACGGCGGUGCCGAUCCAAACAUGACCGGCCCAUCGGGCCAGGAUACACCUUUGUGGUUUGCAUGCAUUCGGGCUGCGAGUGUGGAGUGUGUACAACUGUUGUUAGAUCAUAGGGCAGAUCCAAAUGACCCGGCGAUUGUGCCCCCGCUGUUGAUCGAGAUGAUGAACUCGGACACAUCCCCUGAUGCUGUUUCUUUAGCCAUCCUCGAACUCCUGUCGACGAGCUCGGUGCCAUUGCAGAUCAACGUGAAGGAUCCAUAUAGCGGCGUAACCCCCUUGAUGAUCGCGGCUCGCCAGGGGAAAACGGGCCUGGUGCGAUGGCUUUUGGCGAAAGGCGCAGAUUUUAGCUUGCUCGAUAACCAUAAUUGCAGUGCACUCUGGUAUGCCAUCAAGAAGGGGGUCUUGAAGGGGGUCCAGGAGAUCAUCCAGCGGGACCCGCCCCUUGACAUUCUUACAAAAGAUGGGGCAACCUUGCUCGAGGCAGCUCUGGAGAACACUGCUAUUCUGGAACUUCUUCUCGAUUCCGGGGCCCCAGUCAAUCUUCGCAACGGAGACUCCCUGUCUGCAAUCAACGUGGCGGUUGUGCAACAGAACGUGGAGGCCGUCAAGUUGCUUCUGAAGCGGCAGCCAGAUCUAGAGUAUCGUGACACAGCCGGCUGGACACCCAUCCUGGAUGCAGUAGGAUGUGUUGGUAACGCUGAGAUUACUCGUCUUCUGGCAGAAGGCGGAGCCAACCUGCAGAGCACCAACCGGUCCGGUCACGGUGUGCUUCACUUUGCGAUGAGCCAAGAUCCUAGCAUCCUCCAAGUGUUACUGGAGUUUCGAAAGUCCAUUGAUCUCGAGAUGCGUGAUCAGGACGGCAAUACUCCACUUCUAUUGGGGCGUGAUGACCAUCUUGUAAACAUCCGACUACUUUUACGUGCCGGGGCCGACAUCAAUGCCCAGAACCGCAACAAGAUCUCAUCCCUGAUGAGCGCCGUGAUCUCUCGUCAACGGGAAACGGUCGACCUCCUCUUGAAACAGCCUGAUGUAGAUGUCAACACCACUUGCCCUUCCAUGGGGACCGCCUUGGUUCUUGCCUGUCGCCGAUUGGACGUGGAGCUGGUGGUCCGGCUGAUCGCUGCAGAUGCGGACUUGGAAGCGUCUGGUCCACUCACCACCCCGUUGAUGGCUGCCUGCUUUCCCUAUAGCAUCUAUGGUUCCGGGGAAAUGGAGAGUAGUCACCAAAUCCUAGCUCAUCUGUUGUCCCACGGGGCCAAUAUUGCUACCACUCACCCUUCCAUCUUUUUCAACGUCCUCUCCGUAGCCUGCCUCGCUGCCACUCCCAGGACGAUCAACUACCUACUAGACAAGGGCGCCUGGACGCAGAUUAAAGACCCUCUGGGCCGUCUACCUAUUCAUUUUGCCGCAGCCAACGGCCUAGGGAAUUUUCAGGUCACCAUGUUGGCCACCGAGGAGAUGGACGUGAUGGCUGCCGAUCAGAUGGGCAAGAAUGCGCUGCAUUGGGCCGCCCAAUUUGGCCAUGCCCAAACCAUCCAUGAAAUUUUGUGCUGGGUCGACCAGCACUCGCAGCAGAAACGAGACAUGUACGUCAACCAACCGGACCAGGAUGGCUGGACACCGCUGUGCUGGGCGGCACGUCCGUUUAGCGGGGGCUGGGCAGCUCAUAUGCAGACCGAACCCCGGGAUUAUCUGGAGACAAUCCGCCUCUUACUCCAAAACGGAGCAGAUCGCACCUGGGAAUGCUCCAUGGGUAUCGGAUCCACGGCAGAGAGACUAACGCCGCUGAAAUUAGCGGAUAGAUGCGAUGCUGACGACGAAAUCCUGCAGCUUCUCCGUUGCCCCCCCCCCCCCCCCCCCGAGCACGAGGAGGUUGCAAAUGAUGACCACCAUCAUCCCCAGCGGAAAUACACUUCUCUACGCUCCGUCACUUGUGAUAUUUGCCUCAUUGUAAGUGCAACCCCGGUCAUCUGUCAUUCCGAGUUUUUCUUACCACUGGUCCUUUCCCGUGACUUGUAG
This is a messenger RNA of Penicillium hordei, 2430 nucleotides long. Its product is annotated as ankyrin repeat domain-containing protein. The coding region runs from base 1 to 2430 and encodes 809 amino acids. Gene Ontology annotation, molecular function: protein binding. The transcript has 2 exons. The record is from RefSeq and is a predicted model, not a curated record. Gene Ontology annotation, cellular component: nucleus; cytoplasm. NCBI's taxonomy places the organism in Eukaryota, Fungi, Ascomycota, Eurotiomycetes, Eurotiales, Aspergillaceae.